Molecule: messenger RNA, 2943 nt
Organism: Misgurnus anguillicaudatus (oriental weatherfish)
Lineage: Eukaryota; Metazoa; Chordata; Actinopteri; Cypriniformes; Cobitidae
Gene: arhgap15
Product: Rho GTPase activating protein 15
Biological process (GO): regulation of GTPase activity; signal transduction
Cellular component (GO): cytoplasm
Source: RefSeq, a predicted model, not a curated record
UGCAGGAGGUAGAAUAAUGUGAUGCUGUUGCUGUCGUCUGGAUUUUUUAAGAUAAACAUAUAAAAUUAACAUCUUGUCCCUUAUUCGUUUACAGAAAGUCUUCCCUAAUGUCGAUAAAUAUUAUUUUUUUGCGUACUAGCAAAGUCUAGGGUCUCUUAUGUGACCAUUUGAAACACGUCUGGCGUGAUAGGUACUUCGUGUGGCCUUUUUUUUUUUUACCUCAGUGCCCGUCAUUUGUUUGUUUAGCUCACAACUGCUCAUAACUUAACGUUAACUCACAAUGAAGCAACUAAAAUAAUGAAGGAUUCUAAUAGGAGGUAGUCCGGCGUGCAGCUGCAAUGUUUUAUACAUUACUAACUAAGAUCAUCUAUCGGUGUUAACAGGCGAACAAAUAUGAAGGAGGAUAACAUGGGGGGAAAGGUUAAAAUCGAGAACGGCAACACGUUUUGAAAUGGCCUCAGGAAGUGAAGAGUGUGUGACAGCAGAAGCCUCAUGUAUGUGCACUAAUACUUGCACAUCUUGAAAGACGUAGAGUCUCCCAUGUGACCUGUACACUUCCUUCAAACGACACUUUCUCUCUCUGUGUCUGCGGAUACAGGUUUUAAUCAGUAUUUUUUGGAUCCCAACAAGAACCAGUGUCACAGCAAUGCACAAGCAGCCGGCACUGGUACUUCCUGGAGCUGUUCAGAUGAGGAUCAGGAACUCUCAGAACAGCCCUGGAGAAAGACUGAGCCAGACUAAAUCCAUGGUCCUCUCAGAGCCUGAAACACUACAGAAACCUGUGACCUCUAUUAACCGUCAUCGGAGGAACCAGUCUCAACAUAACAUUGAUGCUUCUGUUGGGCUGCAGCCUGCUUUAAAAGGAGAAUAUUUAAACAAAGCCAAAAUUGCUGAAGGAGGGAAGAAAUUACGGAAAAACUGGACUUCAACCUGGGUUGUUCUUUCCUCUAAUAACUUAUUAUUUUAUAAGGAGAGCAAACAAGAAGCUGUGGCUAAUCUGAAACCCGGUUGCAAACCAGAUGGUGUGGAUCUGUGUGGGGCUGCGAUCGAGUGGACAACAGAGAAAUCAAGCCGAAAGAAUGUGAUUCAGAUAACCACUCCUACUGGCCACGAGUUUUUACUACAGGCCGAUCAUUAUCCAACAAUCUCCAAAUGGCAUGAUGCCAUCAAAAAAACAGUGGACAGUCUGUCGAGUGGAGCAGGAGGCCAGAGCUAUGGAAGAGCAGCCCUACAGAGAUCCAACAGUACAGAAUGUGUGUCCAGACCAACCUGUGAUCCCCCUAAACCCAAACCAAAAGAGUCCAAAUCUGAACACAGACGCUCCAUCAUGUUCAAGUUGAAUUACAGCGCUUCAGACAGCGCCGAUAAGAACGGUGUCAAGAACCGACUGAAGAAGUUCAUCUCCAGACGGCCCUCGAUGAAAACGCUACAGGAGAAAGGCAUUAUUAAGGACCGUGUAUUUGGAUGUCACAUACUGACCUUAUGUGAGAGAGAAAGGACCACAGUGCCCAGACUUGUCAAGUUGUGUGUAGAGGAGGUGGAGAAAAGAGGCCUGGAAGCCGAUGGGCUAUACAGGGUGAGCGGCAAUUUGGCCGUUAUCCAAAAACUACGCUUCCUAGUUGAUGAAGAGGAGGAGCUUGACUUGGGCGACAGCCAAUGGGAAGACAUCCAUGUCAUCACCGGAGCGCUAAAGAUGUUUUUCCGCGAGCUGCCAGAACCCCUGUUUCCCUUUCGCUUUUUCGAACUGUUUGUUGAAGCCAUUAAAAUUAAGGAGACCACACAGAAAGUUCAAGCAAUGAAAAAGCUGAUCCAUCAACUUCCCAAACCCAACCACAACACCAUGAAACUGCUCUUCCACCACCUGAGGAGAGUCUUGACAAAGUCACGGCAAAACUUAAUGUCGACCCAAGGCAUUAGCAUUGUGUUUGGACCAACUCUCAUGUGGCCAGAGUUUGAAUUGGGAAACAUGGAAGUCAACAUGGUGUACCAGAACCAAAUAGUGGAGUUCAUUUUAAUUGAAUGCAUUGAGAUCUUUGGACCAGAGGGCAAGUAAAGUGACAACAGACUGAAAAUUAAAGUAAAGUAAUGCAAUUUGUAUAAUUAAAAUAAAAAAAAAUGUGAAAUGCGUGUUACUCCCCUAGAAUUAUUUUGUUUUGUUCUUGAUAUGUUCUUAUAUUGCCUCUUUAAGCCGCAUUCAGACAGCCAGCGAUGUUAUCGCUGCUCAUCGCCUGCCGCUGGUGGUUGAUGUCGCUUGUGGGCGUUCCCACUUCUGGUUGCGUAGUAGUGUGACGUUACCCCAUGUUGUAAACAACAAAUCAGUGCUCCACUUACUUCACUCCCAUUGGUAGUCACUCGUGAAACUCGCUGCUAAUUUGCAUAAAGUUAAACUUUUCUCAACUUUUGUCACGCGACUCCGUCGCUAAUCGCGCCUACAUUCUGUCGCCAACGGUCACGUUCGCUCGUGUCGCCGGAAGUCGCCCAGUUUCCAUUGAAAUGAAUGAGAUCGCGUCGCUCUGCUACUGCUUGUCGUUGGCUGUCUGAAUGGGGUGUAAGAAAGAUUUUUUUUUUGUUAAAUCAGAUAUUUUUUAUUUUAUAAUGCAAACAUUUGCAUAGUAUUAUACCUCACCAAAACAUCAUUGUGAAAGUUAAAAGUCUGUAUAUUUGUAAUAAUAUAAAUGAUAUACUAGAAAAAAUAUUUUUGUAAAUGGGUUUGUUGUUUACCAUAAAUAUGGUACGAAUUCCUAUAAGUUUAAAAUAAAGUAGCUGAAAGCAACUCUCUCGCAUUAUCUUUGAAAUAUAUAUUUGGGUACAAAGCUACUGUUUUGCUAAACCAGAUUGUACAGUUAUUUCAGUGACACAUAUUGCUUUUUGUAUUGAGAUUGUGUGCCUUGUAUUAAUGAUAAAAGUCUUUGUUUGUAAAAAAUAAAAGAUUUUUCAUAAAAA